CGGGGCUGUACAGACGUUCACAGCUUGUUGUCCUGCCCACUCCCUUUGUGCGCUGGUUUUCGGCUUUGUGAAGCCGUCCGCCAGCACCGAAGGAACACGCCAGUCAUGGGUGUCCCUCCAGUGCUCGGAGACUUCUUCGACAGACGACGACCAGCACACUGGCGCAGCACGCACUCAUGCACCAGACAAUGUAUCAGCCAUCAAAGCUCCUGUCCCCGUCCGCCUCACCUCCGCCAAAAAGUGACGUUGUCCAGUCACAUGUACGUAUCGCAUCCAUCCGUCAAACACCGUUCGCAGUCGGUGUGCCGGCCUUCUCGUUCGCCAUGCCAUAGGCCACCCAGGAAGGAACACACAUGUGAUGAGCGUUCCGCCCCAGGUGACCACCAGCACACCCAACGCGAAGACCCAGCACAGGGGUAAGCAACACAUUAGAUGGGCAUUGCUUGCGACGGAACACCAGAACCCUCUUCCAAGUCAGACAGCCCGUCUGUCUGUGUGCCUUCAGCAACAACGCAUCCAGACUAAGAGCCAAAACGAGCUUGUGGCAUUGUCGUCGUGGCUAUCAGUCAGGGCGCAUCGCCGCAUCAGGCACACCAGACAGAUAGACAGACAGACAGACAGAGAGCAACGCUUUGCUGGCUGCCACAACACAGACCACCACCAUUCUGAACCCAUCUCGCUGCUCACAGCCGCACCACCGCAACCAAAAAGCCCCUUGACAAAGAAAGCAGCACACACCACACCCACGCACACGAAGCCCUCCCUCACUUUCUCUUGUCGUCCUCAUAGACCGCAUCCCCCUCGCCACCCCCACCACCCCUCCUGGCCACCGCACGGGGCCGCCCGCCUCUCUUGUCGUUUGUGUGGAGGGGCAGGCGUGUGUUGCGGGGCAUCAGCAGCCGCAUGCUGUAUCCGUGGGGCCAGGCGGGCUUGAGUGACAGGCAGCAUGACAGAAGGAAGGGGAACAGGAGACCCCCAGCCACAAGGAUGGACAGAGUGAGCGCCGCCGCGUAGAGGACCUGAUGAGACACACACAUGCACAAACACACCCCAGCCUCCUGCAGAAACUGUGUGUGUGUCUAUCUGGCUGUCAGCUUACGUGUGGCGUGGUCCACACAAUGGGCUGUGGAUCCGUCGCCAUGAGCGCCUUGAGCACCCGCCCAUGGCCGGCAUAGCUCUCCUUGCCGCCGCCCGUGUCGGUCGUCAUGAAGGCGACACAGACGAACACCGAGCCGAAGGUCGCCAUGUGCCCCAUGUUGAAACCAACACGAUAGCCGCUCACCCCAUCCGGCGCACUGGCCACCGCCAUGGCGGGGGGGAGGGCGGCAGCGUAUGAGGGGUGGACAGCUGGGGGAGUGUCGAGAUCGAGGGAAGGAGGGGUCGCUGCUGCUGCUGCUGCUGCUGUUCUCAUUGUGGCAUUGGUGCUGUUGGGCUGCACGAGCGACUGGAGGAAGGACAGCUGCUGCUUGAGCAGCUGGUUCUCCGCGCGUAGAGAGGUCGCCUCGUGGCGAAGAGCUUCGACCUCCUGAGAAGAACGAGGCGCAUGAAGGCACAUCCAUCCAUCCAUAGUGAGAAGGUGAGUGUGGUUUGCCCUGCUUGCUGUUGCCUCACGUACGUGUUCGAGUGACGUGUAGUACUCCUUCUUCUUCGCACGGGAGCGCACAGCCGACGCCCUGUUCUGAUCUGCAGACACAACACAACAACAGUCAGACAGACCAAGAAGCCCUCCCUUCCGUUCCUCCGUCAUGUCAUUGUCACCUCGUUUCCUCUGUUUCUUGAUCUCAUCCACGUUCCUCCCUCCACCCGCAGCCCCUCUGGCGGUGCCCCUCUUGAGCACCACCGCCCUGUCGGCCCUGUCCGACGACUCCUCACUAACACUCACCGCCGGACGACCACCACCAUAGCCAUCGAACAUCUGCAGAGCAGGGCUGUGCUGCCGGCUGCUCGCCGUCGCCGUGGGAGCAUAGUGUGUGGUGUUGGUGUUGGCCGUCAGGCUCCGCCCCCCCUGGCUGUGCGGCGAGGGGUUCUCGGUGGUGUGCAUCAGGCUGCUGGGUGGCGCGUUGGGCGCAAGCCCACCGCCUGACAGUGUGUGGGUGAGGUGGCUCAUGACGUCGUCGUGUGGAAAUGCCGAUGCUGAGGGAGGGCGUGAGGGCAGGUUGAGGAAGGAGUCGGGGUCGAUGAAGUCAUUGGGGUCGUCGGACGGCAGGGCGGGAGGCAGCAGAGGGAUAUGGCUGCCUGUGAGAUGGUGGUAGUGCAUAGGGCUGUCAUCUUCGUCCAUCAUGGCUUUCUAACACGAUGACGUGUCGCUGACGUCAUCCAUCUUAGUUCCAGGGUUUAGGGUUUGGGCGAGCUCAACCCUAAACGAAGACUCCGGGCUCAAAAGUGGGACCUCAUGUGCGCUCCACGUGUUGGCCCGACUCCUGGCGUGUUGGUCCGACUCCUGGACGUAUUUUUCUUUGUGACUCUUUUGGCCGUCCUCAUCGCCGUCACAUACUUGUCCUGUACGCGAGAUGCUGCUGCUGUACCCUCAGACCACCAACUGCUAUUGAAGGCGGCAAGAGAAUAUCUCGAGAGUGUGGUGAAGUUGAGGGACGUGCUGAGGGACGUGGGCUCGGCAACCUACGCCGACGGGACGGAUGCGAUGCCUGCAGUGCAGAAGGUGUUGCUGGCUGCGGAGGAUGCCAUACCGCUUAUACAGAACGCGACGUGGGUUAUAGGGAACCACACUACGCGAUGACUG
Messenger RNA from Vitrella brassicaformis, 2740 nucleotides. The record is from the annotation of a GenBank genome assembly. Lineage: Eukaryota; Vitrellaceae.